AUGGGAAGAUUGAGUGAUUUCAAGUUUUGGGAAGAAAGGUUACCGGUUGCUCGUCACGGCUGUGAGGAUGAGCUGUUUGAAUUCCAAAUGUGUGGAGAAGAUCAACUCGGAGCAUCGUCUCCUCUGCUGUGGAGAAGACCAGAAACCUCCACUUUGCUGCCGGAGAACCACCAGUAUAGCUGUCUCUCUCCAACGUCCCGGUUGAGGGCAAUCGUUGAUAGUAGAAAGGAGCUCAUGGAGAUGCUCAAGCAGAUGCCCGAAUCUUCUUAUGAACUGACACUCAAAGACAUAGUAGAGCAGCAAGACAAGGAAGAUGCGGUAGCAGAAGAAGACAAAGUGAAGCAUAAAAUCCCGGUGAGGGCAAAGAGUGCCAACACUAAGCAAAUAUGCAGGAGCGAAAGCAUGGAGAGCGAAGUGUUCCUACUAAAGAUGUUCUUACCUGUAUCUCUUAGUUCGAAGAAGAAGAAGAAGAAGAAGGCCAAGCCGAGGAAGCACUCGAGAGAGGCGCCUGAGAAACAAGCAAAUAAAGAAUGGUGGAAGAUUAUAUAUCUAGCUAUAACAGAUUAUCAGAAGAAUGCAAAUAUCAUCAGAAAGAGUAAUAUUAGUAACCUAACCAGCGAGAAGAAGAAAUACAAAUCAGAAGGACAGAGAGGGUGCCUGUUCUGGACAAGUUCACAGAGCUGCAAAAGUUGAUCGUGUAGAUCAAGCACAGCAAGCAGCAUAUAUUUGAAAUGCCGCACAUCCAGAUGCUGCUAAAAAAUUUCAAGGUACCAGCAGGCAUCAGCUGGAACGCUUCCCACCAAACGUAUUGAAAGCUGACUUUAUUUGUAGUCACAAAUAUUGUACCAGUAGGUUGCAAGCAGACGCGUUCAGUUGCUAUGUAGUAAAGCCACAACUAGUACAGUAGAGAGAGGGCCAACAGGUUUAUAAGUAUGACAGUGGCGAUCAAGCACAACUAAUACUUUUUUUUAGACAAAUCAACUCCAGAAUUUACGUAUUGUUCAAAUUCCAUUUCUAGUUGUAACAAAUGAAAAUACAAAUUGUCACAAGAACCUUUACUAGCAGUUGCAAUUCACAUCA
Messenger RNA from Salvia miltiorrhiza (redroot sage), 1080 nucleotides. RefSeq lists its product as uncharacterized. The coding region runs from base 1 to 693 and encodes 230 amino acids. The transcript is spliced from 2 exons. NCBI's taxonomy places the organism in Eukaryota, Viridiplantae, Streptophyta, Magnoliopsida, Lamiales, Lamiaceae. The record is from RefSeq and is a predicted model, not a curated record.